CCGCUAAACUCAAAGGCACUGUCUGUCUCUCAACGCCUCAUCGCAUCUUCCGCUUUUUCCUUUGGUUUCCCCUUUUCUCACAGCCCUGUUUCUUUAACAUCUCUCCAUUUCCCCCCUUCCCCCAUGCUUUCUCUCUCUAUAUUCUCUCUCCUCUUUCGCCAUGUGAAAGCCUAAGCCCUAAUUCCCUCCACCCGCCAUGUCUCUUCGCCGAUCCUUUCUCUCUCGGAGGUUCUCUUCCAAGUCUUCCUCUAGAGGAGAUCUCAAUGCUCUUCCUGGAAUUCCUCCCCUCUCCCCCUCCUCCGACUUUGAUCAUUCCUCCCCUCUCUCUGGAGGCUCUCAUCCUCAAUCCUCCUCUUGGUCUUCCAUGCUUCCCGAGCUUCUUCGGGAGAUCAUUCAGCGGGUUGAGGCUGAAGAACAUGGUUGGCCUAAUCGCCAGAACGUUGUUUCUUGUGCUUGUGUUUGUAAACGUUGGCGGGAUAUUACUAAAGAGGUCGCCAGGGCCACACCUCAUUCCGGCAAAAUUACUUUCCCUUCUUGUCUCAAACAGCCUGGACCAAGUGAUCUUCCACAUCAGUGUCUCAUAAAAAGGAAUAAGAAGACUUCAACAUUUUCCCUUUAUCUUGCCCUUACACCAUCAUUUACAGAUAAGGGAAAGUUCCUCUUAGCCGCACGGAGAUAUAGGCAUGGAGCUCAUACUGAGUAUAUCAUAUCCCUUGAUGCUGAAGACUUAUCCCAAGGAAGCAAUGCUUAUGUGGGGAAGUUAAGCUCCGAUUUUCUUGGCACAAAUUUUACCAUUUAUGACAGCCAACCACCACAUAACGGUGCAAAGCCAUCGAGCAGUAAAUCAAGCCGCCGGUUUGCAAGCAAGCAAAUUAGUCCACAAGUGUCAGCAGGUAACUUUGAGGUUGGGCAAGUCUCUUACAAAUUUAAUCUUUUGAAGUCAAGAGGCCCAAGGCGAAUGAUAUGCUCUCUAAAGUGCCCAGUAUCAGAAGACAAUGGAAGUGAGAACUCAAAGAUGAAGAAAUCUGAGUCUCUUUCUUCCUCAUCUGGGUUGACAAUCUUAAGAAACAAGGCACCUCGGUGGCACGAGCACCUGCAAUGCUGGUGCUUGAAUUUUCACGGUCGGGUUACUGUAGCAUCUGUUAAGAACUUUCAACUUGUUGCUACUGUUGACCAUACCCAGCCAGGAGGUAAAGGGGACGAAGAAACAGUUCUACUACAGUUUGGAAAGGUAGGCGACGAUACAUUCACUAUGGAUUAUAGGCAGCCAUUAUCAGCUUUCCAGGCUUUCGCCAUUUGCCUUACUAGCUUUGGCACUAAGCUGGCGUGCGAAUAGUAGUAUAUUUUACCAAAAUUUGUUUAAGAAAAUGGGGCUUCAUUGAUAUAAGUCUUUUUCUUUGUACAUGGUGCUGUUGUUAUUGUGUAACUGUGACCACUUAAAAGAGAAAAAUUGAAGUUCAGAGGAACCAAACAAUACAAUAUUGUGUGGUGCUAGCAAGCACUAUGGCUUCUUUAAAUCUUUAUGUAUAUGUAACAUAUAUAAUUAAAAAGGACGGAGAAUUGUUUAUUCA
Molecule: messenger RNA, 1571 nt
Organism: Cucumis melo (muskmelon)
Lineage: Eukaryota; Viridiplantae; Streptophyta; Magnoliopsida; Cucurbitales; Cucurbitaceae
Product: tubby-like F-box protein 7
Exons: 4
Coding region: 197-1336 (379 amino acids)
Molecular function (GO): protein binding
Source: RefSeq, a predicted model, not a curated record